Messenger RNA from Polistes canadensis, 1846 nucleotides. RefSeq names its product nucleoporin NDC1 (gene Ndc1). The record is from RefSeq and is a predicted model, not a curated record. Gene Ontology annotation, molecular function: protein-macromolecule adaptor activity. Gene Ontology annotation, biological process: nuclear pore organization. Gene Ontology annotation, cellular component: nuclear pore transmembrane ring. Lineage: Eukaryota; Metazoa; Arthropoda; Insecta; Hymenoptera; Vespidae. The transcript has a single exon. The coding region runs from base 94 to 1827 and encodes 577 amino acids.
UUAAGAACUUGAUAUUGUAAGAUUUUAAAUAACGUUUAUUAGAUAAAAGUAUAAGUGUUUAUUAAAUAGAAGUUAAAUUAAAAAUCCUCUAAAAUGUUCGAAAUUAAUAGAAAGGAUUAUUCAGGAUUAUUGAAAAAACGAAUGCUCGUAGCUCUAAUAUGCAACAUCGCAUUACAAUUCAUUCUCCUGUGCAGUUUGAUUUUUAUUAUAAAUUUAAAUUUAAAUAUUACGUUAUGGAUGCAGAAUACAUGGGAUUCUAUAUUAUCCUUAAAAUUGCGAAUAUAUUUUUUAAUAUUCGUUGGACUUCUACAAGGGAUUAUAUAUUGCAAUUAUUAUUUACAUCGUCAGCCUUACAUAAAGAAUAGAUUUGAGAAACUUCAACAUAUCUUUACCAGCCAAUAUUUAUUAAGAGGUAUACUUAGCGUUCUAAUGGGUUGUAAUGUUGUAUGGUUACACUUGUCGUUGAAGAAAGGUAAUCAUAAUUUAUUGAUCGACAAUUGUAAUAUACUCUAUGGAUCAUGCCUGAUAGAAGAACAUUAUUUUCUAAUCAUUGGAGGAUUAUGGACUGGAUUUUAUGUCUUCCUGACUACAGCUUGGUCUAAUCAACGAUAUUUUCAUUUUAAUAUAAUACCAUUGACUAAAUUCUCGAAAUUUAAAACAGGUAUUUGUACAAUAUUAUCAACAUUAACAUACAUCUCGUUCUGGCCUGUUAUUUAUUUCAUGAUUGGAUAUUAUCUAAUGGGAUCCUAUAUGCGUGAAUUUAUACUAUCCAUCACAUCUGCACAAAUAGAAGUAAAGCCAUUGGAUAGCUUAUCAAGAUUGUUAAGUAUAUCUCUAAUAUUCUAUUUGUUGGCAUAUCAAUCGGUUUUGAUAUUUGUUAGUAAGACGACAACAUUGUUAUUGGAAAUAUUUCUAACCGAAUGGAUACCCUUAGAAAUUCAACAAGCUAAUGUCUUUAAUAAUAAUGUCUCUAUGAUAACAUUGGCUGACGUUUUAUCCUCUGAUGAUAUACCAAUGGUACAGCAUUUAGCAUAUUUGGAUCUUGUUACUUUGGCUGUUAAACAGAAGACAAGAAGAAAAAUAUUAUUUACUUUAAGUCAACCUGGCGGUCAUCCUUAUAAUUGGAAUUGCGUUAUCGAAAAAGUAUUGAACUUCAUCAAUGGAUUUACUAAUAAGCUCAAUGCAAUUACCAAUAAACACAAGGAACAUUUCUUAUCUUCUAAUUCGAUGCUUACUUCAUUAAAUGCAUCUAAUUUGUCUGCUUUUAAAAGUGAUUACACUUAUAAUAUGCGUAAAUUGGCAGCAGAGACAGUACCAUCUAUAAACAAUAGUGAUGACUCCAAACCGCCAGAAGUUAAAUGGUUGACGUACAAAUAUUUCCUACACAAAAAGGAUACAAUGAUAUCGUAUUUACUUUCUAAACCACUUAUUUAUUACAUCUUCGGUGAACAAGAAGAUUUCAAGGUUGAAUAUGCCUUACUUAACGCACAAUCUGUAAUAUGGGCGAUCGAAGCUGUUUCUUCUUUGGCAAUUAUAUCUUUGAAAGAAGAUUCAUAUGGUAUUGUACAAAAAGAUCUUCCAACUAUAUUUAAUACGCUGUUAGCAUUAAAGGUUAGUGUAGAUAGGUUACAUAAAUCUAAUGUGUUAAAUAAGAAACCUCACAAUAGCGAUAAAUCGAGCGCCAAACUGAUAUUUAAUUCUCUGAGAAGUGAGAGUAAAAGAAGUUUGUACAGAAUAACUAUAGGAUUUCAAAGUUACAUCAACGAUUUGUCUCUUGAUCCUAUGAUCGUAGAACAAUUACAGUCUUUUCUUAAUUACAAGGAAUAAACUAUGAUUAAAUAAUAAU